AUGUGUUUGAUAUUAUGCGAAGAAUCUAAAGCAUUUCUCGAACCAUUAUCAACCAUAUUUAACCUUUCAUACCAAAAGAAAGAAAAAAAUGGAAAGUUUGGAAAGUUAUUAGAUUGGUUCUGCUGCAAGGGCAGUUGGAAAAAGAAAAAGGUAAAGAGAUGUGGGGAAGACGUACCGAUUGAAGGAGUUAAAGAUGCUAGGAGUGGGUGUGAUGUUAUUGUUGAUGAGGUUAUCAAUGAAGUAUCAUGUGGAAAUGUGCCACAAGUCAUUAGUCAAGUGGAUGACAAUAAAUGGAAGAAGUUCUCUGAUUACAAAAUGAUAAGGGUCUUAGGCGAAGGAGGGUUUGGUCAUAUGGUUUUGGCUGAACAAAACGAAACUAAAAAAUUGUAUGCCUUUAAAUUCCUGAAAAAAAACUCGGUCAAGGCAUUUGAUUUGUACGAAAAUGAAAAGGAAGUUCUCAAAAUUGCCACGAACCAGCCUUUCCUCAUCGGCUACCAUGCCUGUUUCCAAACACCCAAUAAUUACAUCAUAGCUAUGGAUUACGCAUGCGGUGGAGAUUUGGAUAAUCUUAUUAAAUAUUUGGGUAGAAUUCCAGAAGAGUCCACUAAAUUCUAUGUAGCGGAACUGGUGUUAGGCGUAUCAUUUCUACAUUCCAAAGGGAUUAUCCAUAGAGACCUCAAACCGGAGAAUGUUAUGCUAGACCAAGAUGGCCAUAUAAGAAUAACAGAUUACGGUCUUUGCAAAAGAGAUUUUAGUUAUGGCGAAAAAACCAAAGAGAGGGUGGGUACACUGGACUAUGUAGCGCCUGAAAUCUGGCGGGGUAAAAGUUAUGAUUUUAGGGUUGAUAUCUGGGCACUGGGAGUAACCAUGUAUAAAAUGCUUACAGGACGAAAGCCUUUCGAUUUGCCUCUAAAGCGAAAUCCUUGGCAAAGUAUCAGAUUAAUAGGUAAAAAAGCAUUAGUCCGUAUUCCAGAUUCAAUAUCUGAUCAGGCUUGCCAAGUUUUGCAGAAAUUUCUAGCCAAAAAAAUGGAGAACAGGCUGGGAUCCAAUCCCAGCACCACCAUCCAUUCCAUCGCCUCCCUGCGCUUCUUCAGUUCCAUCGAUUGGAAACUGCUCGAAGCCAGGAGAGUGCAACCACCUUACAAACCUAUACUUCCACCCUAA
Molecule: messenger RNA, 1164 nt
Organism: Gordionus sp. m RMFG-2023
Lineage: Eukaryota; Metazoa; Nematomorpha; Gordioida; Chordodea; Parachordodidae
Product: atypical protein kinase C-like
Exons: 11
Coding region: 1-1164 (387 amino acids)
Biological process (GO): protein phosphorylation
Cellular component (GO): nucleus; cytoplasm
Molecular function (GO): ATP binding; protein serine/threonine kinase activity
Source: RefSeq, a predicted model, not a curated record